Molecule: messenger RNA, 640 nt
Organism: Dimorphilus gyrociliatus
Lineage: Eukaryota; Metazoa; Annelida; Polychaeta; Dinophilidae
Source: the annotation of a GenBank genome assembly
UAUGAGCAUAUUAGCCAUUCCUAGUGCUUUACGCUACAAAAAAGAGAUACAAACUGAUAAAAAAUUGAAUCAAACACGAUAUAAAAUUGCUUUAACAAGCCUCGGUGAAAAUGGAGAUUUCAUGACUGUAUAUAUGUGGAUACAAAAUGCUCUGAGAUCUCUUAUACCAUUGACUGUACUAAUUGUUUUAAAUGCAUUAAUAAUAAGUGCACUAAGAAAGCAAAGAGUGAAAGGCAAAAAACAAGUAUCACGGAAUAGAGUAACUGUAAUGCUGAUUACUGUUAUUAUUGUUUUUCUCAUAUGUAUUACGCCGGACGCUCUGAUGUCAACAAUUUUUGAAAUUGGUUACGCAGAAGAAGAUAAUUUAGGAAAAGGAAUAAGAGAGUAUACUGAUUUGCUAUUAGCAGUAAAUAGUGCUGUAAACUUUAUUAUAUAUUGCGCUUGCUCAAAAUUAUUUCGGCAAACUUUUGUCAAAUUAUUUUUCCUACCGUGUGGUAGGAGAACAAUAGACGGCGUUAGGUGUUUGUGUUAUCCUUACCUAACAUGUAGUAUAGGAGAUUCUUUAAACACAAGAAAUGCUAAAAAGCACAUGGUAUCCUGUCAACAAACAGAAGACAAGGAAGAUGGUGUUGUUGUGUAA